This is a messenger RNA of Tarenaya hassleriana, 1713 nucleotides long. RefSeq names its product mitochondrial inner membrane protein OXA1-like. Gene Ontology annotation, molecular function: membrane insertase activity. Gene Ontology annotation, biological process: mitochondrial respiratory chain complex IV assembly; protein insertion into mitochondrial inner membrane from matrix. The record is from RefSeq and is a predicted model, not a curated record. Lineage: Eukaryota; Viridiplantae; Streptophyta; Magnoliopsida; Brassicales; Cleomaceae. The transcript has 10 exons. Gene Ontology annotation, cellular component: mitochondrial inner membrane. The coding region runs from base 166 to 1440 and encodes 424 amino acids.
CGGUGCGUUUAAUUUGUUCUUGCCGGCGGAGAGGACGGCGCUUACUUUGUACGUCCGGCACAAAAAUCUCAGCCCUAGGAUCUCGCUGAAGUGUGUGAUCGAUAUCUCUGUGCCUCUCGCAGGAGCGCUACAGAGCAUUUAUCCAGCAGGAAAUUCUUUGUACAAAUGGCCAGUUUGCACGGUGUCUCGAGAAGAGUUCAAAUUUUUCAAAGAAGGUUUUACCCGUCUUGUGGUCAUCUCCUUGGUAAUAAUAAGGAUGACACUGAUACAGCGUCUCAAAACCUUGGUACAAUGAUCCACAAAGUCUUGCCACAUAAUGGGACUAACAGGUUGAGCUCUCUAUUCCGAGAGAGGCAAUAUCGGUCAUUAGCUGGCCCAGUCGGCUUUGGUUUCUCGUCUUGUAGGCAUAUGAGCUCUACACCGGAAGAAUGGUCAGAUAAGGUCGAUGGUUUUGACUUUGCGGCGGAGGAAAUUAUCCCUGAUGGGACCAUUGAAGCUGUGGCAAGCUCCGUUCCUGUAAUAAACGAGGUGGCUAUUGCAGCUGCAGAUUCUUUUUAUCCUGUUGCGGCCUUGCAAUACUUGGUUGAUGGUGUGCAUUCAUUUACUGGUCUGAACUGGUGGGCGUCAAUAGUUAUGACGACUUUGAUUAUCCGUGGGCUUACAGUUCCUGCCCAUCUGAAUCAACUGAAGGCUACCUUCAAACUCGAAAUGCUGAAGCCACGCUUGGAGGAGUUAAGAGAAGAGAUGAAUAGUAAGACUAUGGAUCCUGAAACCAUGGCAGAUGGUAAAAAACGGAUGCAAGCAUUAUUUCAUGAAUAUGGAGUAACUCCGCUUACUCCUCUGAAAGGAGUUCUUAUUCAAGGAACCAUCUUUGUCAGCUUCUUCUUUGCGAUUAGAAAUAUGGCAGAGAAAGUCCCAUCAUUUAAAAGCGGUGGUACUCUCUGGUUUACUGAUCUUUCAAUUCCAGAUAGCUCAUAUGUCUUGCCUCUGCUCACUGCACUUACUUACUUGAUUACAGUGGAGUGCGACAUGGCGGCAGGCCAUGAAGGGAAUCCAAUGGCUGGAACUAUGAAGAAAGUCUCAAGGAUCCUUUCUUUUGUCUUGGUUCCCGUCAUGAUGAGCUUCGAAACUGCAUUGUUCGGUUUCUGGCUUACUUCCAACCUGUUUUCGAUUGGAUAUGGACUUGUGCUAAAACGGCCGGAGGUGAGGAGGCUCUUGAAUAUCCCGAUUUUAGGCAACUCGCCAACCCAGCAAUCGCCGCCCUCCCCUAUGCACUUUCCCUUUUCGCCAGCAAAAGAGGAGAGUGUAGUUAGAGAGAACAUCCCCAUACCCUCUGAGACAUCGAGAGUUUCUGACAGAAGGAUAUCUCGGAAUUCAGUUCUGAGGCAGAGAAUGAGAACUCUUCAGAGACAAAUUAAAGACAUAAAGAACAGCAAGUGAGGCAUCUCCAUUUUGGUAUUACCAUUACCAUGCCUCGGCCUAUGUUAUGUUGCAUGUAGACAGGCCUAUCCCUUCAUCCAUUUUCACAUGUUCGAACUCUCUCUCUCUCUCUCUCUGGAUCGAGGUUGGCUUUCAGAUAUUUUAGGUCGUAGCAUGUCAUAUCAUGUCAAGUUGCUUUCUGAGAAAAUAAAGAACCAGGGCAACUUUCCCUCUGGAUGUAACUCUUCACAUCUAUGAAUGAGAGUACAGGUUUUUAGAGCUCCAUUUUUAGUC